Messenger RNA from Sardina pilchardus (European sardine), 1915 nucleotides. Its product is annotated as natterin-4-like. The coding region runs from base 1 to 909 and encodes 302 amino acids. Lineage: Eukaryota; Metazoa; Chordata; Actinopteri; Clupeiformes; Clupeidae. The transcript has 3 exons. The record is from RefSeq and is a predicted model, not a curated record.
AUGCAAAGUCUCAAAGAGCUUUCUAUUGGACCACACGGGGAAAAGGAGUCUUCUCAAGUGAACUCCGAAACAUCAAACCUCAUCUGGGUCCCAAUUAAGGGCACCCAAAUUCCAAACAACACGGUCAGCAUAUACAACGACUACUCCUCCCGACUAGAGUAUGUCUGCAGAGCUAAGGACUACUGCACAUUUGGCUUCCUCACCUUAGCAAAAGGAUUUUUCUGUUAUUUCCCAUUCCUUGAGCAAGAUAACUUUGUGGGAAAAAAUAAAUAUGGCUUAGGGGACAUUUAUAAAGGCCACUUUUAUCUUCCCUGGAAGUGGGAAUUGUACAGGUAUUCACAUUAUGAUGUGCUGACAGUGAACCGUGAACCUUUCAAAAUGCAAUACUCAGAUGUGACAUAUUUCAUCGAUCAGGCAAACAGAACAAAUAGCCCCCCAUAUGCAAUGAAGAUGUCUAAGGUCAUAAAUGAAGGUACUGAGGAAGUGAUGGAGAAUGUACGCAUAGAGGUAAUGACAGAGAAAUCUAGCCAAUGGGAGUGUGGGCUUGACCUGUCUCUCAGCACCUCGACCUCUAUCACAGCAGGCAUUCCAGAUAUCUUCAGCGACAAGAUCACUGUCUGCGUGGACGUGACUGUUUCCCUGGCUUACGGUCGCUCCAAAAGCCAGGCUGUCACACAGUCUCAGGAGGUCAGUGUCCGAGUGCCCCCGGGUCACUCUUGUGUUGUGAAGAUGAUAGGAAGGAAGAUGGAGGUAGAAAUUCCCUUCCAAGCUAGCGUCACCAAGACUUAUCAAGAUGGCACGGUACAACAGAGCACCGUUUCUGGUGUGUACACUGGUGUUCAAGUAGGGGAGGUAAUCGUGGAAGUGGAUGCCUGUGAUCCUCUGGGAACCACAACUCAGAAGGCAUAAGGACAUAACAUUGCCCCCUAGUGGUAGUAUGCCAUCCUUCUUCUCUUGGCUUUUGCAUUUUGGUGUUGCGUUAUGUCAUUCACUCAAUUCCCUGCCAUUUAUUAUGUAUGGAAAAUUCAUGAUUUGUGUAACAUUCCCUGUUGGAGAAAUUAUUGAAACAUGUAUUCUCAUUUAUAUUGAUAAUCUGAAAAAGCAUAUUACAAGUGUGAUUGGGUACAAUUGUUGAUCGGGUAUUUAUGUUCCCCUACAGUGAUUGAUGGUAUGUGUGUUCCUUUCCAUUGGAUGGGGGAAUUGUUGGCCAUCGUGAGUGGGGAAGAGUGUAGUUGCAUGUGUAGACUGUGUUCUGUGUGGUCGUGCUUUGUGGCCGAGGGUUCAUCUUUUUCAUGGAGAUGUCUGUUCAUUUGUAUCUUAAUGUGCCAAUCAGAUGUUUUUGUAAUCUUUGUACUUUUGUGCACAAGAUAAGGUUUCAACACUGUUGUGUAGUCCCUUUUACCUGAUUUAUCUAAGGGAACCGAAAGUUUCCCUAGGCCCAAGUUCUUGACCACAAGUUCUGUAUUUGUUGUUGAUUCAGAAGUAAUGCUCUGUUUGAAAGGUUCUCUCGGACACAUGUUUGGUGGGACAAAGGCCAGGGCUUAUUGUCCAAGUUUUAGCCAUGUGAUCAUGUCAAAGGGCAAACUAGAGACCCUAGAUACGUAAACUCUUGUAUAGAUAGUACGUCAACCCUGGUAUAAAAGGAGGCCCCAGACUAAAAUGAUCAGAGUCUGGUAUGAACCAUUUUGUGUUGUAUCAUUCUCUCUCUUUGCAAAGAUAAUACAAUUGUGUUGUCCUUGGAAUUCACUGGUCCUUGUCUUUAUUUGCGCACAAACAUACAAAAUUAUUUAUCAGACAUAGUAAAAUUAUCUAUCAUUCCCUCAAUAGCCAUGUCACUCUUCAGGGAAUGUAUUUUUAAGGCCAAUAACCUGCUUUCUUUAGUUAAUUAGAUGGACAUUAGUGUACACUGCCAUGA